Molecule: messenger RNA, 3527 nt
Organism: Lepus europaeus (European hare)
Lineage: Eukaryota; Metazoa; Chordata; Mammalia; Lagomorpha; Leporidae
Gene: SYNPO2L
Product: synaptopodin 2 like
Exons: 4
Coding region: 1-2940 (979 amino acids)
Biological process (GO): positive regulation of actin filament bundle assembly
Cellular component (GO): actin cytoskeleton; Z disc; nucleus
Molecular function (GO): actin binding
Source: RefSeq, a predicted model, not a curated record
AUGGGUGCUGAGGAAGAGGUGCUGGUCACACUAUCAGGGGGAGCCCCCUGGGGCUUCCGACUUCAGGGGGGGGCCGAGCAGAGGAAACCCUUACAGGUAUCUAAGAUCCGAAGACGGAGCCAGGCUGGCAGAGCAGGACUCCGUGAGAAGGACCAGCUCUUGGCAGUCAAUGGGAUCUCUUGUACCAGCCUCUCUCAUGCCAGUGCCAUGAAUCUCAUCGAUACCUCAGGGAAUCAACUUAUCCUCACUGUGCGACGGGCAGCAGAUUUGGGGCCUGUGCGAUCUCCAUCCCCUGGUGAGCUUCAAGUGCUGUCACCUUUAUCUCCAAUGAGUCCUGAGCCCCCUGGUGCUCCAGUUUCCCAGCCUCUUCAGCCUGGGAGCCUUCGCUCACCUCCUGACAGUGAGGCUUACUAUGGAGAGACAGACAGUGAUGCUGAUGGCCCUGCCACCCAAGAGAAGCACCGCCGCCCCCGCCGCCGAGGUCCCACAAGGCCCACUCCUCCAGGAGCCCCACCUGAUGAAGUCUACCUGUCUGACAGCCCUGCAGAGCCUGCACCUGCCAUCCCCAAGCCUUCCAGCCAGGGUGACAGCCGUGUGAGCUCCCCAUCUUGGGAGGAUGGGGCAGCCCUUCAGCCACCCCCAGCUGAAGCCCUACUAUUACCCCAUGGUCCCCUCCGGCCUGGCCCUCACCUCAUCCCUAUGGUGGGACCUGUUCCUCAUCCAGUGGCAGAAGAUCUUACUACCACCUACACCCAGAAGGCCAAGCAAGCCAAACUGCAACGGGCAGAGAGCCUCCAGGAGAAGAGUGUGAAGGAAGCCAAGACCAAAUGCCGGACAAUUGCAUCCCUGCUAACUGCAGCCCCCAACCCCCACUCCAAGGGGGUGCUUAUGUUUAAGAAACGGCGGCAGAGAGCCAAGAAAUACACCCUAGUGAGCUUUGGGGCUGCGGCUGGGACCGGUAACGAGGAAGAGGACGGGGUCCCCCCGACCAGUGAGUCUGAGUUGGACGAAGAGGCCUUCUCCGACGCCCGCAGUCUCACCAAUCAGUCGGACUGGGACAGCCCUUAUCUGGACAUGGAGCUGGCCAGGGUGGGUUCCAGCACGGCAGAGGGCCAGAGCCCCGGGCUGAGUGAGGUCUCUGGGCGAGGGGUCCAGCUCUUUGAACAGCAGCGUCAGCGCGCAGACUCCAGCACCCAGGAGUUGACUCACAUUGGCCCAGCAGCCGUGCUCAAUGGGCAGGGUCCGCAGUCACCACCUCGGGCCCAGAGCGCUCCCCCAGAGGCAGCUGUGCUCCCACCCAGCCCUCUGCUGGCCCCCACAACCAGCCCCAGGCCCUUCCUCCCAGGUGGUAGCACCUCCACCCCAGCCGCAAGUGUCUUUAACCGGUCAGCCAGGCCCUUUACCCCGGGCUUACAAGGUCAGCGGCCAGGUACCACUUCGGUCAUUUUCCGUCCCCUAGCACCGAAGAGGGCGAGUGAAAGUGUGGGAGGCCCGAGCCCUGCCCCACCCCCCUUCAUAUCCUCUUUGCAGGGGCCCACCCCGCUGCCCAGCUUCACCAUAGGGGGUCCCAGCCAUGUGCCAGCCUCCGGUUCCCCCAGCGCCCCACGCUCCUCGGGCCCUGUGACAGCCACCAGCUCCCUGUACAUCCCAGCCCCCAGUCGGCCCGUUACCCCAGGCGGAGCCCCGGAGUCCCCGGCUCCCCCUAGCGCAGCUGCCAUGACCUCCACCGCUUCUAUCUUCCUGUCGGCGCCUCUGCGACCCCCUGCGCGUCCAGAGGCGCCGACCACAGGCUCUGCGGUCCCUGAGGCCCCCAGCACCAGGGAGCAGCGCAUCUCUGUGCCAGCUGCCCGAACCGGCAUCCUGCAGGAGGCCCGGCGCCGCGGGACGCGUAAGCAGAUGUUCCGGCAGGGAAAGGAGGAGACGAAGAACUCGCCCAACCCCGAGCUUCUCUCGCUGGUGCAGAAUCUGGAUGAGAAACCCCGGGCCGGGGGUGCUGAAUCAGGUCCAGAAGAAGACGCUCUGAGCCUUGGGGCUGAAGCUUGCAACUUCAUGCAGCCACCAGGGGGCAGGAGUUACAAGACCUUGCCUGCACCUAAGACCCCGCCUCCAAUGGCUCCCAAGACUCCACCCCCUAUGACUCCUAAGACUCCACCCCCAGUGGCGCCUAAGCCCUCAUCCCGGGGGCUCCUUGAUGGGCUAGUAAAUGGGGCAGCCCCUUCGGCUGGAAUCUCCGAGCCACCAAGGCUGCAGGGCAGGGGUGGGGAGCUGUUUGCCAAGCGGCAGAGCCGGGCGGACAGGUAUGUGGUGGAAGCUACACCUGGUCCUGGCCUUGGUCCUGGCCUUGGCCUGGGCCCUCGGCCUAGAAGUCCUUCCCCCACCCCCUCCCUACCUCCUUCCUGGAAAUAUUCACCUAACAUCCGUGCCCCACCGCCUAUUGCUUACAAUCCACUGCUCUCGCCCUUUUUCCCGCAGGCUGCCCGAACUCCCCCUAGUAAGGCCCAAUCCCAGGGGCCCCGGGCAACCCCCAAGCAGGGCAUCAAGGCUCUGGAUUUCAUGCGGCAUCAGCCCUAUCAACUUAAAACUGCCAUGUUCUGUUUUGAUGAGGUUCCCCCAACCCCUGGUCCCACCUCCUUAGGGCCCCCCAAAACAGCUCGAGUCCAGGAGAUCCGCCGAUUUUCUACUCCAGCACCCCAGCCCACUGCAGAGCCCCUGGCCCCUACGGUGCUUGCUCCACGAGCAGCCACUACACUGGAUGAGCCCAUCUGGAGAACAGAGCUGUCCUCAACCCCUGUUCCUAGCCCAGUUGUUCCUCCAGAGUCUCCUAGAGGCCUUGGGACUUCCCCCAGCUCCUAUGGUUUCCAAGUAGCCAGGCCUCGAUUCUCAGCCACCAGAACAGGAUUGCAGGCUCAUGUGUGGAGGCCUGGGGCAGGGCACCAGUGAGCAGGGCAUAAGUCCCAGGACCAAGGAGAGGUAGAACAUCGAGUUCCUAAAGUUGCUUCUCCUACCCUUUCCCACGCUGUUGCCCAAUCAUCUGGAGGGUGAAUCUCAUCCUGCCAAAGAUAGUUUUGGAGUUGGUAUCCCAUCCCCAGCUGCCUCCUCACUGCUCUGCUUUUCAACCUAUUAUCUCUACUUUAGUUUCUUUGCAUCUCUUCGUCUCUAUUUCUUGGCCUGCAUCUCUGUCUUUAUCUCCCACCUCUCCACCCAAACUCCUCCACAGGUUUCUGUUUCUUUGCAUUUCUUUCUCUCUGGCCUCAUUUUAUUAUUCAAUAAGAAGCACACAGAGUAGAAGUUAUCCCCGGGACCUCAGUCAAGCAGCUCACCACCAGGCAUACAGCAAUGAGACUGAGCUGACCCGUUUGCACUGAGCUAUGCCUUACUGUGCUUUUCCAAGCUUGGUUGGCAUAUAACUAGGUGUGUGUGCAUAUAUGUGUGCAAGUUUGUGACUGUGUGUGCACCAAUGUGCUCUGCUGUCUGGGGCAAGAGUAAAAGGGAAGUCUAAAUACCCAAUUGGAUUUUCUUCUUGGGUG